This is a messenger RNA of Cooperia oncophora, 264 nucleotides long. Lineage: Eukaryota; Metazoa; Nematoda; Chromadorea; Rhabditida; Trichostrongylidae. The record is from the annotation of a GenBank genome assembly.
AUGGUGAAGGUGCUAACCCUGCUUCAGCUUAACUCCGUGUUCAUAUCCAAUGGAAAUGCCGCUGAACUGGAACAUGUCAAGAGCGUAAUAAGUCGAAAACUCGCACAAAUACUUGGUGAGGAUUUUGACGAAGGGAGGAUAUUGGUUCUGCUUCGACUCAAAACCCCUCAAGAGGCGACAAUUUGGUCUAUCUGCCUCUAUGUUUCUCGUUCAAUGUCUGAAGAUGAGCGAAUAAGAGUUAGUGAUGCAUCAAUCAAGUCGUAG